AUCUUCAGAAGGAAGAUUUUCCCGAGAAAAUUCGUUCGCUUUCUUCAGCUUCCACAGUAACCUUCAAGUAAUUCUCACGAGCUCACGCGAACCGCCGAAUUACCGGAAUGACACUCUCGAUACCAAGCCAAUUUCUCUACCUAACACAAGCUCCCACUUUCUCGGUGCAACGGAGAUUUGUCUCUUUCCAGCGCGAAUUUCACUCCGUCGGCGCCAGAAUAUGUCGAGCGAGGACGAAAGACCUUAUCCUCGGCAACCCCUCGGUGACGGUGGAGAAAGGCAAGUACAGCUACGACGUGGAAACCCUAAUCAAUAAGCUGAGUAGCCUCCCUCCUCGCGGCAGUAUUGCGCGUUGCCUGGAAAUCUUCAAGAACAAGCUCUCGCUGAACGACUUCGCUCUGGUGUUCAAAGAAUUCGCGCACCGCGGCGACUGGCAGCGGUCGCUUCGCCUCUUCAAGUACAUGCAGCGCCAGAUCUGGUGCAAGCCAAACGAACAUAUCUACACGAUUAUGAUCAGUCUGUUGGGACGCGAGGGCUUGCUCGACAAGUGCCGCGAGAUUUUUGAUGAAAUGCCCAGCCAAGGCGUUCCCCGCAGCGUGUUCUCCUACACAGCGUUGAUCAACGCGUACGGUAGAAACGGCGACUAUCAGGUUUCGCUUGAGCUUUUGGAUAGAAUGAAGAAGGAGAAGGUAUCCCCAAGUAUUUUGACCUAUAAUACUGUGAUUAAUGCGUGCGCGAGGGGUGGGUUAGAUUGGGAAGGGUUGUUGGGUUUGUUUGCGGAAAUGAGGCAUGAAGCUGUACAGCCUGAUAUCGUCACUUAUAAUACUUUGCUUAAUGCUUGUGCUAAUCGAGGUUUAGGUGACGAGGCAGAGAUGGUUUUUAGGACUAUGAAUGAGGGGGGAAUAGUGCCAGAUUUAACAACAUAUAGUUAUUUGGUUGAUACAUUUGGGCGGUUGGGGAAACUUGAGAAAGUCUCGGAGCUUCUUAAGGAGAUGGAGUCUGAAGGGAAUUUACCAGAUAUUAUGUCCUAUAACGUGUUGUUAGAGGCAUAUGCAAAGGCAGGGUCUAUUAAGGAGGCAAUGAGUGUCUUUAGGCAGAUGCAAGCAGCAGGUUGUGUGCCCAAUGCGGCUACAUAUAGUAUUUUGUUGAAUUUGUAUGGGAGAAAUGGGAAAUAUGAUGCUGUUCGCGAUCUUUUUCUUGAGAUGAAAGCCAGCAAUACAGAGCCAGACGUGGCUACAUACAAUAUUUUGAUACAGGUGUUUGGACAGGGUGGCUAUUUUAAGGAGGUGGUGACUUUAUUUCAUGAUAUGAUGGAAGAAAGUGUUCAGCCAAAUAUGGGAACUUAUGAAGGUUUGAUAUCUGCUUGUGGAAAGGGAGGGCUUCAUGAGGAUGCAAGAAAGAUUCUUCUUCACAUGAAUGGAAAAGGGAUAGUGCCAAGCUCAAAGGCUUAUACUGGUGUUAUUGAAGCUUAUGGACAGGCUGCACUAUAUGAAGAAGCUCUUGUUGCCUUCAACACGAUGAAUCAAAUGGAGAGCCAGCCGACUGUUGAAACUUACAAUUCAUUGCUUCAAAUGUUUGCAAGAGGCGGACUGUAUAAAGAAUCUCAAGCAAUUUUGUCCAGAAUGAAUGAGGUUGGUAUUGCUAGGAACAGUGAUUCAUUCAAUGCUGUGAUUGAGGGUUUUAGGCAAGGAGGCCAGUUUGAGGAAGCUAUCAAGGCUUAUGUUGAGAUGGAAAAGGAAAGAAUUGAUCCAGAUGAGCGGACCCUUGAGGAAGUUUUGAGUGUCUACUGCUUUGCAGGUCUCCUAGAUGAGAGCAAGGAGCAGUUCCAGGAAAUUAAAGCUUUAGGAGUAUUGCCCAGUGUCAUAUGCUACUGCAUCAUGCUGGCUGUUUAUGCAAAGUGUGACAGCUGGGAUGAUGCCUAUGAACUGCUGGAUGAGAUGCUUACAAACAGAGCUUCAAAUAUCCAUCAAGUGACUGGGCAGAUGAUAAAGGGUGAUUUUGAUGAUGACUCUAAUUGGCAAAUGGUAGAGUAUGUCUUUGACAAGCUUAAUUCUGAAGGGUGUGGUUUGGGUAUGAGGUUUUACAACACACUCCUAGAGGCACUUUGGUGGCUGGGUCAGAAGGAAAGGGCUGCAAGAGUUCUUAGUGAAGCAACAAAGCGUGGGCUUUUUCCAGAACUAUUCCGAAAAAACAAACUUGUAUGGUCUGUGGAUGUGCACAGGAUGUGGGAAGGUGGUGUGUACACAGCCAUAUCGAUUUGGCUCAAUGAUAUGCAUGCUGCACUCAUGAAUGGGGAGCAUCUUCCUCAACUAGCUACUGUUGUUGUAGUACGGGGCCAGAUGGAAAAAGCCUCAACUACACAACAUGUUCCCAUUGCAAAUGCUGCUUAUGCAUUCUUGCAGGAUAAAGUGUCACCAUCAUUUUCAUUCCCAGGAUGGAACAAGGGCCGAAUUGUUUGUCAGCGGUCUCAGCUCAAGCGAAUUAUGUCCAGCUCUGGCUUAUCUCCUGACAGUUCACAUAAGGAUUCUAUAAUUACUUUAAGUAACUCCCCAUUUUCUUCUCUGGGGUCAAAAGCAUCGACAAUUAACAAUGAGUACAGCCAACAUGAUGACCAUGUGAAUUCUAAAACAAAAUGGAGGACAAGUACAGAGCUAAUAGCCAGCACAGUCUGAAAAGAUACAGAUCCAUUAACCAGUUCUUCAAGGCCAAAAUCUUUCUCUUAUUUUCUGUACAAAGGAAGCUAAAGCUGGAGGAUUGAUUUGCUUAUGUCUUCUUAUCUUUGCAUGAUUUGAAAAUCAACUUCUCCCUUUGCCUAGAUAGUCUUGCCAAAUGCAAAGAACCAGCUGAAGCACAUACUCUGGUGAUGAUAAAUCCAGAUAGAUACUGUUGCAUUGUGAAGUAAAACAUUUGAGUUCCUGAAAUCAUCAACAGGCAGAGCAGGUAUGAUAUCAAUCAUCUGUUUUUGUAGCUGUAGAUUUUCUUUAUUUUCAUUCUAUCAAAUUAUUUUGAGCAAGAUCCAUGCAUAUGUGUAAGUCUUUCAUAAAUUAUUAGCCAUUGAUUUCAAAAAUAAUAGUUGAAAUGAUGAUGCUAUAAAGUCAUCUCAACUGUUGAAUUUGAAGAUCAGGUUCUGAUAAUUUAUGAAGACUCAUGCAUAUGUAAGUGGACAUUGACUCAAUUAUUCUUUUAACAGUAGUUGAAAUGUUGGUACAGGUUUAAGAACCAUUGAACUGUGAAUAUAUAAUCUAAAUGAGGUAGAACUACUAGAUGAAUGAACUAGGCAAUGGCUCUAGCCGAAUAAAGGAACAAGAGACAAUGGCUGUGAAGCCAAUGAAAAGUCCAAAAUCAUGCUUGGAAUUUAGGAUAUGCCAUAUUAACAAUAAUUUUAUUGUGCCACGCAUAGCUGAAGGUACAGCUCUUUGAUACCACUACAAAUAGGGAAAUGAAAAUAAAAUGUAUUGAAUGUA
Molecule: messenger RNA, 3464 nt
Organism: Rubroshorea leprosula
Lineage: Eukaryota; Viridiplantae; Streptophyta; Magnoliopsida; Malvales; Dipterocarpaceae
Source: the annotation of a GenBank genome assembly